Molecule: messenger RNA, 1360 nt
Organism: Chilo suppressalis (striped riceborer)
Lineage: Eukaryota; Metazoa; Arthropoda; Insecta; Lepidoptera; Crambidae
Source: the annotation of a GenBank genome assembly
CGAUUAACAUCGAUUUGUUAUGCUAAUUCCCUAUCUCCUUGACUCCUUUGUACAAAACAUUGUCGUAACGUCGUGCAGUAGUAGUACAUCAUGCGUCUACUCAAACGUUACUAUUGCCCCACUGUGUGAAUGGAAAAUAGCCAUAAUAACGCAAAUGGACGUUGAGACAGUGUAAAUAAAUAUUAGGAGUGAUGAAACAGUGCAAGUACUUCAAUAGACUUGAAGUUAGAAUUGAGUAAAGUGUUCAUGUGAAAAUUCAUUGCCAGGUUUAGCGAUUUAUGUAUUUUCAUGGUGACAGUUUUUGCGCUAAGUGACCAUGGCACCAUCAAGCGGCGGCCGCGUGUACUACUACGUUUUUUGUCAGACCCGUCUGAGCAUGGCGAUAGCAAGUUUAGGUUCUGCUACUCGGCUGAACCCGGGGAUACUAUAGCAACUACCAAAGAAGAAGAAUGGGUGACCCGGAAGACGAGCGAAGUGACCACAACCCGGCAGAUCGCGACCCGAGUCAAGAGGGAACUGGUACUCGAGGAUGGCAAGAUUCUCAAGGACUCGGGCCCUAAGAUCUCCACCUCAGUCAACGAGGACACACACACCACCAACUUGCAGCAGACCGAGCAUCGCGUUCCAGACGAACAACCCGCCGAGGAUAACACGUCAGCUUUGCCAGCACGAGCGCGUGGAGUAAUCGGCGCCCCAGCCGAUGAAACAGAUGGCCUCCAACCACUAAUAGGCGGGGUGGUGGCGCCGGCUGGUACCAAGGUGCUGGUGUCGUCUCGAGUGGUCGCCAACCCGGACGGGAAGGUGCGCGAGAGCAAGGACCUGAAGGUGCUCACCAGGAACGUGACGGAUCACGUCCGGGAGACGGAGGAGCGGUUCCACAGAGGCGACACUACGCAUGAGCGAGUGGUCACCAACUUUGACGAGAAGGUGCACGAGAGGAAGGACCUGAAAGUGCUCACCAGGAACGUGACGGAGCACGUCAGGAAGACAGAGAAGCGGUUCCCAUCGAUAUUGCGGUUCCAUAUUGGCGAUACUACGCAUGAGGUUAGUUGUGUUUUAAUAGUUCGUUCGUCAUUUGUUUUGGAAGUAGACGACAUCCAACCACUUAAAGGCGGGGUGGUAGCGCUGGCAGGUACCAGAGACGUCAGCGGACGGGGGGCGGUACGGUGGGUACUGCCGCGUACUCAGCCCCCACGCGCGGGCCUACCCGCGCACGUCUGCGGGGUCCCCGUGAUACCCCGGGAGACCCCUGCCGUGGAGCUCCGGCUAGGCCGGGAGGCUGCUAGGUGCGGAGACGCGGAAGAAUCCCUAAACGGGGAUCCCGCAGCUCCGUGCUAAGCAGCUUAGAGGGUAUUCGCAG